UGACGCUCGAACUCGAACCUAGCGAUGGAAAAUUUGAACGAGAGAAACUGAACGGAACGGACGUUAAAAGUGGCGAGCGGAUGGCGUUUCGGUAUCGUUAUUCGGUUAUCCGUGGCUUUUUAAUUAAUUCUUGUUAAUCGCACUAUAAUCCGCGUUCUUUCUCCGUCGAGUGCUUGCCUGUCUCUACGGAAGAUUUACUUUUUUAUGGUUUAAGUCAUUCGAGUAAUGCUGUGAAAAUGCCGACGGCUUUUGCCAAAUGUGAACUUUUAAGCUAAGCGACUUCCGAAAACUGAUGUCCACUUUGGCCAGCAGCCGACCGCCUCCGCUCAAGCUGAUAAUUCCGACUUUGGAGGAGGAGGACGAACCCGAGGAGGAGAGGCGUGGGGCAGACCGGACCGACGGCGGAGGUGGAGGUGAGGGAGCGGCAGCCAUGCAUCCGGAUUGCUUGCCUCUGCCGCUGGCCCAGCACGGCAGUUCCCCGCAAGUCGACCACGAGGAGGAGAACACGGAGUGCGAGGAGCAUCUGAACAUCGAGGAUGAGGAGGUGGAGGAGGAGCACGAACCGGAUCUGGAUCUGGAGGAUCCCAACAGCUGUUGCAGCGAAACGAGCGUCCUGAGUGUCGGACAGGAGCAGUCACAGGCGGCCCAAGCCGCUCUAUCGGCUCAGGCCCAGGCCCAGGCCCGGCAGAGACUCCUGAUCAGCCAAAUCUACCGGCCGUCGGCCUUCAGCAGCACGGCGGUCAUGUCCCCCAACGAGGCCACGCCCCUCUUGCCAGAUGAUCUCCUGCAUUUGCCGCCCGGGAACGGUAGCUUCCAGGAGGAGUUCCUGCGGAAGUCCCAGCUUUACGCCGAGGAGUUAAUGAAGCAGCAGAUGCACCUAAUGGCCGCCGCCAGGGUGAACGCCUUGACCGCUGCGGCAGCGGGCAAGCAGCUGCAAAUGGCCGCAGCUGCGGCGGCGGCAGCAGCAGCAGCGGCAGCGGUAACCGCACCCACCGGCCAGGAUGCCCUGGCCCAGCUCACAGCCACGGCGCUGGGCAUCGGGCCGGGCGGGGGGGCCCAUCCGCACCAGCAGCUCAUCCUCCAGCGGGAACAGGCACACCAGCACCUGCAACAUCACCACCACCACAACAACAACGAGAAUCUCCACGAGCGGGCCCUCAAGUUCAGCAUCGAUAACAUAUUGAAGGCCGACUUUGGAUCGCGGUUGCCCAAAAUGGAUGCCCUGGCAGGAGCAGGCAGUGGUGGUGUUGGAGCCGUAGGAAAUGCCAAAAAUAGUGGGAGUCCUGGGAACAGCAAGAGCCCCCUGAAGGCGCCCAAGAAGUCGGUAAAGCCCCUGAACUUGGCCCAAAGCAAUGCCGGCAAUGCGGGCCUGAGCUUCUCCAGCUCGCUGGCCAACAUCUGCAGCAACAGCAAUGAUUCCAAUAGUACGGCCACCAGUAGUAGUACCACAGCCACUGUGGCACCAGUGGAUCUGGUCAAAUCGCCACCCCCAGCCCCAGCCGGAGGAGGAGGCGGCAAGUCUGGUGAGGAUUCUGGGACACCGAUAGUGUGGCCAGCGUGGGUCUACUGCACCCGCUACAGUGAUCGCCCCAGCUCAGGUCGAAGUCCGCGGACGCGUAAACCCAAGAAGCCGGCGUCAUCCAGUGCAGCGGCUGGGGGCGGAGGAGGCGGCGGUGGCGGCGACAAGGGGGAGGCGGCAGACGGCGGCACGGCCGAGGAUAAACGCCCUCGGACGGCCUUCAGCGGUACGCAGUUGGCCAGACUGAAGCACGAGUUCAAUGAGAACCGCUACCUGACGGAAAAGCGGCGCCAGCAGCUGAGCGGGGAGCUGGGCUUGAACGAGGCCCAAAUUAAGAUCUGGUUCCAGAACAAGCGGGCCAAGCUGAAAAAGUCGAGCGGCACCAAAAACCCCCUGGCCCUGCAGCUGAUGGCCCAAGGACUCUACAAUCACUCGACAGUGCCGCUGACCCGAGAGGAGGAGGAGCUGCAGGAGUUGCAGGAGGCGGCCUCGAAGGAACCAACCUAAAAUGGUUUUCCCCAGCAAUAUCUACGAUUUAGUAUUUAUGGAAUAGCGUGUAAGAUUAGAUUUAAGAAAUACUAAACGAUUAAGUUGUACCAUAUUCUAGUCCAACCAGCACACACGCAACAGAAGGCCCAGAAGAAUCAGGUGGAAUUGAGAAAUCUGGCCAAGAGAUCGCCUUCCCCAUGAGAGAUGAGAGAAGAGGCCGGGGUUGCGUGUGUGUUUUCUUUGUAUAAUAGAUUCAUAAAUUCACAACUAAAUAAUUUAAUAAACAUUUAAAUUAUA
This is a messenger RNA of Drosophila ananassae, 2305 nucleotides long. RefSeq names its product homeobox protein invected. The record is from RefSeq and is a predicted model, not a curated record. NCBI's taxonomy places the organism in Eukaryota, Metazoa, Arthropoda, Insecta, Diptera, Drosophilidae. Gene Ontology annotation, cellular component: nucleus. The transcript is spliced from 4 exons. Gene Ontology annotation, molecular function: RNA polymerase II cis-regulatory region sequence-specific DNA binding; DNA-binding transcription factor activity, RNA polymerase II-specific. Gene Ontology annotation, biological process: regulation of transcription by RNA polymerase II; multicellular organism development; neuron differentiation. The coding region runs from base 293 to 2026 and encodes 577 amino acids.